Messenger RNA from Anopheles marshallii, 1866 nucleotides. RefSeq names its product sodium-dependent nutrient amino acid transporter 1-like. Gene Ontology annotation, biological process: sodium ion transmembrane transport. Gene Ontology annotation, molecular function: L-amino acid transmembrane transporter activity. The record is from RefSeq and is a predicted model, not a curated record. The transcript is spliced from 4 exons. NCBI's taxonomy places the organism in Eukaryota, Metazoa, Arthropoda, Insecta, Diptera, Culicidae. Bases 1 to 1866 code for a protein of 621 amino acids. Gene Ontology annotation, cellular component: membrane.
AUGUCCGGUACGGACAAUCCUGGCUUCGUGACAGCAGAUGAUGCCGGCCUUCCAGCGGUCCAGCCACAGAUUGACUCAAAACCACCGCCGGUGUUAGAACAGCUCGAAAAACCACCGGCCGUCGAGCGGGAAAAAUGGGACAAGGGUGUCGAGUUCCUGAUGUCCUGCAUCGCACUGUCGGUGGGGCUGGGCAACGUGUGGAAGUUCCCGUCGACCGCGUUCCGUAAUGGUGGCGGUGCGUUCGUUAUCCCGUACCUGAUUGUGCUGCUCGUUGUCGGACGACCGAUCUACUACCUGGAGAUGGUGAUGGGACAAUUUUCGAGCCGUGGCAGCGUAAAGGUGUACGAUGUGUCGCCCAUCAUGCGAGGUAUCGGUAUUGCACAGAUGGUUUCGAUUUGCGUGGUGAUCGUAUACUACGCGGCAACGAUCGCGACAGCAAUCCGAUUUUUCAUCGCCUCCUUCGAAAGCCCGCUGCCGUGGGCCAGCUGUGACGUAAGCUGGACCGGUCUCAACUGUGUCAACUCCUCCAAUUCCGGCCCAACGCCGGCGUUCAACAACUCGCUACCGGUAAAAACGUCCGCCGAGCUGUUCUACACACACUCCGUCACCGGCGAAGGACUGCUCGUUGAGGGGGAGUUCGGUGCACCCGACUGGAAGCUAACGCUCUGUCUACUGUUCAUCUGGGUCGUGAUGACCAUCAUGAUGGUGAAGGGCAUCCGCGGAUCGGGCAAGGUUGCCUACUUUCUUGCCCUCUUCCCGUACGUCGUGCUGAUCUCGUUUGCGGUGUAUGCGUUCACGCUCGACGGUGCCGGCGAAGGUCUGAAAUAUUUCAUCACGCCCGACUGGGAUAAGCUGCUGAAUGCGGACGUCUGGAAGGAAGCCGUCUCGCAGUGCUUCUUCUCGCUGUCGAUCUGCUUUGGCGGUGUGAUUGCAUUCUCCUCGUACAACAACUUCAGCAAUAACAUCUACCGGGAUGCGAUGAUCAUUUCCUGGCUGGAUACAUUUACUUCCCUACUGUCCGGCGCACUGGUAUUUUCUAUUAUCGGACACUUGGGCCAUCUGACCAAUGAAACGGACUACACGAAGGUGGUGAAACCGGGCAGUGGGCUUACGUUCAUCACCUACCCGGACGCGCUGGCGAAGUUCGAGCACGUGCCAAAUCUGUUCGCGCUGCUGUUCUUCUUCAUGUUGCUAACACUCGGCGUCGGCAGCUGUACCGGGCUUAUUAACAGUGUUUUGACGGCACUGCAUGACAGCACACCUCGCCUCAAGUCCUGGAAGACGGUCGUUACGAUCGGAGUGCUCGGAUUUGCGUUGGGACUACUCUUCGUCACACCAUCCGGUUCCAAGAUGUUGGACUACUUUGACUACUAUGGUGUGCAGUUUGUGACGCUCACCUCUGCCAUCUUUGAGCUGUUUGCGUUCUGCUGGCUGUAUGGCAUUCGUAACCUUACCAGAGACAUUCAGUUCAUGCUGCAGCGCCGGACCGGGUUCUUGUGGCGAUUCUGUUGGAAGCUGCUCACGCCAGCGAUGCUGAUCGUCGUGCUUAUUAUUGGGCUGGUAAAGAGCCAACGUCCACAGGGUAUUGACGAUGUUUAUCACGUUCUCGGUUGGUGCAUCUAUGUUGGAGCACUAGUACCGAUCCCAGUGUGGGCAUGGUUCGCCAUACGGAAGCGAAAUGAAUCCACCCUCAAGAAGCGCAUUGUUGCCGCCGGUAAACCCCUGUCCGAUUGGGGACCAGAAAGUUUGGAGGUGCGCAAACAAUAUCUGGAGUUCUGCAGCAACUACCAACCGAUGGAUUCGCGCUGGACCAGGUUACGACGAGUGCUGCACAGAAAUGACAAAACCUAUCGCGUCUCCGUUUAA